Molecule: messenger RNA, 4374 nt
Organism: Gadus macrocephalus (Pacific cod)
Lineage: Eukaryota; Metazoa; Chordata; Actinopteri; Gadiformes; Gadidae
Gene: sptlc2b
Product: serine palmitoyltransferase, long chain base subunit 2b
Exons: 12
Coding region: 36-1808 (590 amino acids)
Biological process (GO): sphingosine biosynthetic process; ceramide biosynthetic process
Cellular component (GO): serine palmitoyltransferase complex
Molecular function (GO): serine C-palmitoyltransferase activity; pyridoxal phosphate binding
Source: RefSeq, a predicted model, not a curated record
GUCGUCUCUUCUCCCCCCCUCCCCUCGGCACAUACAUGACUUCACGGCCACACACGAGUGAAGAUACCUCCGUUUUCCAGUUGCCGGGCGCCUUCUGCUACCGCCUGAACAUGACAGAAAGUUCCAGCAAUAAGCUGCUGAAUGGAGACGCCUGCCAACGGAGCUCAAAGGACAAGAAAUCGGGUAAAAAUGGCUUCGUGAAGAACCACUGCCUGUUUCAGCAGCCGCAAAAGUACCGCCGCCCGAGGGAAAAGAACCACAAUGUGGUGCGGAACCCCAGCCUGUACAACAAGCCCUUCGUUGAAUCCUAUGAGGAGACCCCCCUGCUGGUGGCCGUGCUCACCUACAUGGGCUAUGGCAUCCUCACCAUCUUCGGAUACCUGCGCGACUUCAUGCGCCACUGGAACAUCGAGAAGUGCAGCGUGGCGCGCGAGAGAGACGAGCAGAAGGACUUCGUUCCCCUGUACCAGGACUUUGAGAACUUCUACACGAGGAACCUGUACACGCGGAUCCGGGACAACUGGAACCGGCCCCUCUGCGGCGUCCCCGGGUCCAAGAUGGACAUUGUGGAGCAGGUCUCCCACGACUACAACAGGACCUUCCAGAACACGGGUAAGAUCAUGAGGGACGUGAUCAACAUGGGCUCCUACAACUACCUGGGCUUUGCUGAGAACGUGGGCCAGUGUGCUGACGCAGCCAUCCAAGUGACUGAAAAGUACGGAUCCGGGGUCUGCGGCACCCGCUGUGAGAUGGGGAACCUGGAUAUCCAUCAGGAGAUGGAGGAACUGGUGGCCCGGUUCCUGGGCGUGGAGUCUGCGCUGACCUUUGGCAUGGGCUUCGCCACCAAUUCCAUGAACAUUCCUGCACUUGCUGGAAAGGGCUGUCUGAUCCUCAGUGACGAGCUGAACCAUGCUUCCCUGGUGCUUGGCGCUCGUCUCUCGGGAUCCACCAUCCGGGUCUUCAAGCACAACAACAUGGUGAGCCUUGAGAAGCUCCUGAGGGAUGCCAUCGUUCACGGCCAGCCCAGGACACACCGACCCUGGAAGAAGCUCCUCAUCGUGGUUGAGGGCAUUUACAGCAUGGAGGGCUCCAUUGUGCGACUGCCGGAGGUGAUCGCGCUCAAGAAGCGCUACAAGGCCUUCCUGUACCUGGACGAGGCCCACAGCAUCGGGGCCCUGGGCCCCAAUGGCAAGGGGGUGGUGGACUACUUUGGCCUGGACCCCAAUGACGUCGACAUCAUGAUGGGCACGUUCACCAAGAGCUUCGGGGCCGCGGGCGGCUACAUCGGCGGCAAGAGGGAGCUGAUCCAGUACCUGCGCAGCCACUCCCACAGCGCUGUCUACGCCACCUCCAUGCCCCCGCCGGUCGCCCAGCAGAUCAUCACCUCAAUGACCACCAUCAUGGGGGAGGACGGCACCUCGCUGGGCGCUGACCGGUUGAGGCAGCUGUCGGAGAACACCACUUACUUCCGCAGGAAACUGCGAGAGAUGGGCUUCAUCAUCUACGGCAACGACGACUCCCCGGUGGUUCCCAUGAUGUUGUACAUGCCCGCAAAGAUAGGGGCGUUCGGCCGGGAGAUGCUGAAGAGGAACAUCGGCACGGUGGUGGUGGGCUUCCCCGCCACGCCCAUCAUCGAGUCACGGGCGCGCUUCUGCGUGUCGGCCGCCCACACCCGAGAGACGCUGGACGUGGCUCUGAAAGCCAUUGGCGAGGUGGGCGACCUCCUCCAGCUCAAGUACUCCCGGCACCAGCCCACCGUGACCCCCGGCCUGGGCUGGAUGUCGGAGGAGAGCUACCUGCAGGACUGAGCCCCCCCUCCAGCCUCUACUCCGCCCCUCUCUCUCAGUUCCAUUCCCAGGCGACUCUUCUUCCCCUUUAAAAACACACUGGCAACCUCGACCCCCCCCCCCCCCCCCCCCCCCCAGCCCCCUGGUCCUGCUUGCUCAAACCUGGCGGGGGAGGGGGGAUGUCACCAGUGCUGCAGUGGUGCACUCUGGGAGAUCUGUUUUCACCAGAUAUGGGGGGAGGGGGGGUUCACUUCCAGUCCUUCGCAACCCUAACGCAUUGUUACACAAUGCGUUUUCACUCGCUAAAGUCUUAACUUAUUGUGACUGCAUUCACCUCACCCUUACCUAAAUUGAAACACAUAUAUAUGUAUAAAUAUAUAUAUAUUUAAAUAUCUUUAGAUUUUUGUUCACACAGAAUUAUUAACUUGUGCAAUAGCAGCAAUCCAACCACACAGGUUACUUGUUUCCCCUUCUUCCUGUGACUCCAACAGCGUUUGAGGAGGCAAAAGAGAGUAAACCGCUACCUGUCUUGCGUAACAACUGGUUGACUAAAGAAAAUACAUAUGCUAACCGGAAAUAGGAUUUUAAAAGAGGUUGCGAUGCAAACGCAAGUAAAGGAAAGAGAAAAGAAUAUAUUUGUAAAUAUUAUUUAUCCUGGUCUGUGAAGAUGGGACUACAGCAUGGUGGAGCCCAUCAGAUGCUUCUAUGCAGGAAGCAGAACGUGCAAACAUGUCCUCGGUCUCUUAUUUAUGUUGGUAUUUUUGCUUUUUUCUCUUUAAACACUUUUACUUGAAUACGCAAAAAAAAAUCCCCUAACCAAAUGAUAUAAUUGUAUAGAUAGAUUUUGUAUUUUUCUUUUUAAAAAUGUCAAAUCAAACCAUUCUGAAAGGGGGCAAAAAGUUUUAAAGGUAGAGGCUGCCGGAAGAGCAUUCUCUUCAUUUUUAAACGCGGUUGUCGUUUCAUGACGCGCCACAAUAUUCACUGUGGACACCUGCACUCGAAAACUUGAGCUUUCUUCAACCUUUCUAUAUGCGACUGAUGCCACACAGAAACUCAGACACACACACAUACACAGACACACAGAAAGACACACACGCACGCACACACACACACGCACACAGAUAAACACGCCUUUUGCAGACGCAUCAUUCUCCUCACUCAAGUGCUUUUCAGGGGGAAACACGCUUACCAAGCCACACCCCCCCCACUCCCCCUUGUGAUAACCACGCACUGCUGAGCCACCAUCUGUAUGUAUGACGACGAGGCGUCCCUGCUUCUCCGAAGUGCAGACGUGCUAUUUAUUUAUUUUGGCCCUGUGUUGUAUUUUUGGAUUUGGUUCGUUUCUUUCCCAGCUGCCCCUGGUUUAUCAAAGUGUAAUCUUAUCUGUUUGGUUGUUAUCAGAACGGCAGCUUGAAAUGUGUCACCCUGUGUUGAUGCCCUAUGUCUUUGUCUUUUGUACCCGACUACUCACAACGUUUGACUUCAGUGCGAGAACUACUGACAAGCAUGGCAGAUGCACAUAUGAUGUAGGCGCUGAAGGUGGCUUUCGGCGUUGUUGGACGUGCUUUUGGAAAAUGUUAUGUUUAUUUUGCACCCUUCACCGUUUAUCGUCUGAUCUGAUUGGAUGACAUUCCAGAUCCACCUGGUUCGAGGGUUUUGAAUGUCGUUGUUAUUCAUCGAUCUACUACUUCCGACUGUCUGUCUGCGCUAGCUAGCGUCGUAGGUUUGCCGCUACGAUGUGGUGCAUGGUGGGAUGGCAGAACACUUAAAGCUUUCCAUGUUCCCUCAUGUUGUUCGCAGCUUUACGUUGUUGUUGUUUCUGUUAUUGUCGUUGCAAGUUGAAGUUCACCUCAUUGUUGUCAGUAAGUGAAGCGGCUGUUGGGGUCUAUCUGGUCAUUCCUUUAUACAUGUUGAUUAAUCUUAACACAAAGUAUCAAGCUACCUUUUUUUAUGAUUCUGGCAUUUUAGCGCCAUGGGACUAUUUGGUCACUUUUUAAACUGUAAAUUCGAUUUUCCAUUGUGUUGCCUUUCUGCAUUCAUUCCAAAAUGAUGGUUUGACAUUUGUUUGUUUGUCUUUGUCCCAAACGGCUUGAAUAACAGUUGAGCAAUGAUUUAAUAAUAAAAAAAUAUAUAGAACAAACACAACGUAUCCUAGAAUAUUCUCUUCUCUGUCCUUGGAUUUGCUCUGAAAUCACAACUUGAUUCAGUUUCCUUUCCGAAUACCAGCUCUUCCUGGUUGUCUUCCUGUGAAGGCACAAUGUGAUUGCAAAAUAUCGCAACAUGAACAUUUUGUCCGGUGGUAGGCUAGUGUCUUCUGGCUUAGAACAGGUCACAAAGACUGACCAAUAGGAGGCUGCCGGUGUGGAACUCUUUGAUGUUCUUUGCUGUUGCUCAACCCACCAACAAAUAAACCCGUGGACUGACCUUCAUUACCCAUUGGAAGCUCUAUCAGUAACUCUUGCCCUUGAGAAGUUUGUUGUGUUGGGAUUUUAAGAUAAGGAGCACGAAAAGGCUGUUUUGAAGCAAUGAUGUUUGUUGAACAUGCUUUUGGAAACUGUGCUGCAAAGAUUAAAUCAGUUUAUUUGUA